Messenger RNA from Pelobates fuscus (common spadefoot toad), 2673 nucleotides. Its product is annotated as gastrula zinc finger protein XlCGF48.2-like. Gene Ontology annotation, molecular function: DNA-binding transcription factor activity, RNA polymerase II-specific; RNA polymerase II cis-regulatory region sequence-specific DNA binding. The record is from RefSeq and is a predicted model, not a curated record. The transcript has 4 exons. NCBI's taxonomy places the organism in Eukaryota, Metazoa, Chordata, Amphibia, Anura, Pelobatidae. Gene Ontology annotation, biological process: regulation of DNA-templated transcription. Bases 96 to 2150 code for a protein of 684 amino acids.
UCAAAUUCGCUAUGAUUAUGUCUCAUAGCUAAUCUCACAGUAAUUGCAGAGACACAUCUGAGGAUUAUCCUUUCAGCACAGACACUAACAGGUCGAUGAUGAAGAAGAACAGAAAUCUAUUGUCUGAGAGAAUCAUAAAUCUGACCCUGGAGAUCAUCUACCUGCUGACUGGAGAGGAUUAUUUAGUUGUCAAGAAACAUGGCGACCAUGAUGGACUUUGCAGCUAUCAUAUGUCUAGAUUCACCAGGACUCAAAGCCCCAGCACGGUGCCUCCACCUCACUCUGUGAUCCAUGAGAGAAACAAUGACCGGAAGAUCCUGGAGCUUACUAAUGAGAUCAUCCAACUGCUGACUGGAGAGGAGUGGGAAUAUGUGGAAGAACAAAAGGAACCUUACAAAACCAUUGUAAUGGAGGAUCUCCAACCCCUCCGCUCUCUUGAUUUGUCAAGGGCCAAGAAAUUGUCUUCCUCUUUGGAAACUCAUAUUUCGUCUCCUUCAUGUCUAAGCCAAAAAAGCAAACAAUAUGAAUAUAAUUUUGAGGCAGAAGGCUCAGUAUUGUAUCAAGCUAGGACAAGAAGCUGUAUGAGAUGUGCUACUGAUUCAUCAGUGAAUAAAGAAGAAAAUCUCACCAACCUUUAUACAGAACAGUCAGAAUAUCCGUCUACUCAUAUCAAAGGAGAAUCUGCUUCACAUGAAGAAGAAAAUCUUCCAGACAAUGGCAGUUAUACACCCCCAGAAGAUAUACAGACUGAUGAUCAGUUGACUAAAAUUAAGGAUGAAUUGGCUUCUUGUGGAGAGGGAAAACCCACAAACACUGCUAUUUAUACACCAACAGGACAAGCAGAAACAGAAUGUCCAUCUACAUAUAUUAAGGAGGAACAUGCCUCAUGUAAAGGAAAUUUCACAUACAAUGAGAUGAAUACACCCAUAGACCAUACACAGACAAAAUAUUUGGCAACACAUAUUAAAGAGGAACCAGACACUUAUGAAGGAGACUAUCUCACAGUCAUUUAUACACCCAGUGAUUACAUAUGUCCAGAUGAUUCAUCUAACCAUGUUAAGGAGGGAUCGUCCUCCUGUGAAGAAGAUAUUGACAUUGAUAAAGAUGCAGGGCAAACACAGACAGACUAUGCAUCAACUCAGGAAGAAGCUAUGGCAUCUGGUAAUGAUUGUACCCCAUAUUGUAUAACUUACACGACAGAGACAUCAUCUUCAUUUUCAGACUCUGAAAAAUGUCCUUCAAAGAAUGCUCAAAUGGUUAAACACAAAAGAACUCCCACAAAGCCAAAACCAUAUACUUGCUCUGAAUGUGGGAAAUGUUUUACGCAGAAGUCAAAUCUUACUACACAUUUUAAAAUUCACACAGGAGAGAAACCAUAUUCCUGUCCUGAAUGUGGAAAAAGUUUUAUCCAGAAGGGUCUUCUCGAAAGACAUCAAAAAACCCACACAGGUGAGAAACCAUAUUCGUGUCCUGAAUGUGGAAAAUGCUUUACACAUAGCCAGUAUCUUGUUCAGCAUCAAAGGAUUCAUUCAGAGGUGAAGCCAUAUUCCUGUUCUGAAUGUGGGAAAUGUUUUAACCAGAAACAAAAUCUUAAUUCACAUCAAAGACUGCAUGCUGGUAAUGCAGAUUCAUUUCCUUGUUCUGAAUGUGGGAAAUGUUUUACGCACAAAUCAAGUCUUACCAAACAUCUUAAAAUUCAUACAGGUGAGAAACCCUUUUCCUGUUCAGUAUGUGGCAAAUGUUUUAGACACAAGUCAAAUCUUACUACACAUUUUACAAUCCACACAGGAGAGAAACCGUAUUCUUGUUCUGAAUGUGGAAAAUGUUUUAGCCAAAAACCACAUCUCGUUCAACAUCAGAGGCUGCACACAGGAGAGACACCAUUUUCUUGUUCAGAGUGUGGGAAAGGUUUCAACCAGAAACCCCAUCUUGUUUACCAUCAGAGACUUCACACAGGAGAGACCCCAUAUUCCUGUUCUGAAUGUGGGAAAGGUUUUCGGAGGAAGGACAAUCUUCUUUACCAUCAGAAAACUCACAAAGGGGAGAAACCAUAUUCCUGUCCUGAAUGUGGGCAGAGUUUCUCCAACAAGCCUGACUUUGAUCACCACCAGAGCAAUCAUGAUGGAGAGUUACCAUCUAUGGAACUUUGAGAAAUUACCAUCAGUCUGAUCUGAUGGAUGAAAUAUUGCACAGCUGAAAUUCUGUAUUCCUGUUCUGAAUGUAGAAAAUGUAGCAAAAAUGCAGAUCUGAGUUAAUUCCCUAUAGAAAAUCCUGCACUCAGAAACAUAAAUAGGAACUUACUGUAGCCAUGCAAAGAUUAGCGGAAGCAAAAGGUUUGUGUGUGUGUGUGUAUGUAUAUAUAUAUUUAAUGUUUUUAUUUUUGUUCCUUUUUAAAUUGAAGGGUUACUCCGAGCACCAGGAUCCCUUCAUUGAUUUGUAGUGGUCCUGGAGCUUGUAUGUGCAGUUUUUCACUUUGAACUGCUUUCCAUACAGAGAUUAAUCUCACUGCCGGAGGUGGCAGUAUCAAAGGGGCAUCAUUAGACACUUGGAGCCAAAGUUCCAGGGGGCUAAUGUUAAAGAAUGUUACAGCUAAAGCAGUUUACCUUGUUGAAGUGAUUUAUGUGUAAAGAGUGUCCUCUUUUUCCAUUUUUAAAUAAGUGAAGAUUUCAAUAG